ACCAUCGGGCCCUUGCGUGCACGAGGUCUGAACAAACUUUCAGUCACAUUCGGCUGUCCGUCCUUCGACCAUGGACACUUUCGUGGUUCUUCCCAAAGAGCUGUUCCUAAGCGUGGAUCGGUCCGCUCCUGAAGACGGCGAUGGGGUCCGUAGUCAUGCGACCGAGCCGCAGCCAUCGCGGCCGUGGGGGUUGAGCGUAUGGACGGCGGUACCACUUCAUGCGGGCACGCGCUUUACUACUACCCAAGGUAUUACGGUCUGUGUCCGAUUAGGAUGCGCCGUAGGAAAUCGACAAUACCCUCAGGUGUGGAGCAAUUUUGGAUGCUACGAAGAAAUUCGGAAGGGCCCAAAGUACUAUGAGCGCCAUUGCAACUGGGUUUGUUUCCUGCGAUCAGUAGACAGCCGAGACCACGCUAACGUUGUAGUGUACAAGAUCAAAGGGAAGCCGGUUUUUGAAGUGAUCGAGUUCGUGCCAGCAUGCAGGCAGCUUAUGGCGUUCUUCCAAGUCACUGAUCAUAGCAUCUGUAGCAUCCUCAGUCCGGACAUCAACCCACCUUGCCAGACAACGAUCGUGCAGUCUACGCGAUCUUCACAUCCGCAAGAUCGCAAUAUCUUGUGGUCAGCGAUACCGUACCGACCAAGUCGAAGUACAGAGGGAUACUCUGGGAGUACCAUAUCUCUGCCCAGCUCUAGGCUGACAAACCCGCUCUGCUACCCCACCAGUGCUCGAGUUGCCGACGUCAGGAAGGAGGUACCGCUGUGGACAUCACCGCGUCGCGGCAAAGAAAGAACAUCGCUGCCGUGCGAAGUUUGCGGCAAAUCGUUCGACAGACCGUCGCUCCUGCGGAGACACAUGAGGACUCAUACGGGUGAGAAGCCACAUAGUUGCAAUGUGUGCGGCAAGGCCUUCAGUACAUCUAGUUCCCUGAACACACACUGUCGUAUUCACUCGGGAGAGAAACCUCACGUCUGCGGUGUUUGCGGGAAAAGAUUUACUGCUAGUUCCAACCUGUACUACCACCGCAUGACACACAGAAAGGACAAACCGCAUAAGUGCACCAUGUGCUGCAAGUCUUUCCCAACUCCUGGCGACCUCCGUAGCCACAUGUUUGUCCACAAUGGCUCUUGGCCCUUCAAAUGCCAGUUCUGCAAUCGAGGAUUCAGCAAGCACACUAACCUGAAGAACCACAUCAUGCUUCAUACAGGGGAGAAGCCUCAUGUUUGUGUUUUAUGUGGGAAGCGAUUUGCCUUGGUCUGCAAUCUGAAAUCGCACUCAAAGACCCAUCAAGGAAGGCAACAUACCACACAGUGUAUGGCCAACAGCAAGCUGCCAUCGUUCAGUGCCUAAACACCAAGAUGCCUUCACUGAGAAAACAUUUUAAUUGCUCAAACUCCCGAGGAAAUAAGUAAGGGUAUCUUGACUACAUUUGUAGAAUGAGACUUGUGCCGUGAAAUGGGUCAGUUCAUUAUCACAACUCACAAAUUGCUUCUUUACAAAGCAAAGGGACAGAAUUUAAGUUUUCAUGAUGCAGUAUAAAUGACACUUUUAUUCAGACUACUUAAUUCUCAUAAACUUUCUCUGAAGAUUUGUGAUUAUAUUUUAACAGAAUCAAAUAAAAAAUGCAUUGAAACACAAAACAUGUUCACUGUAAAAGAUUACCUUUCUAGAAGAUAAAUAUUUUCAGUGUAACUAAUGUACAUGUACUUGGCCAAUGUUAACCCUUCCAAGUGGUCAUAUGUUUUGAUGAGCUACUUUAUGUGGUUUCCCUUAACCACUUUGACUCAAGAUGAUUUGUUUGGCUCAAAAACAUUCUACCACACUUUUAUUGUUGCUUCGGCAUUAUCACACUGUUUUCAGAAGGUACAAAACAGUUAAAGUGAUUACUAGAUUGUUGGGAAACAAGUUACUUUUUCUUUGUUUUCUUUAUUAAAUUUUCUUCUGAAUACGUGUACUUAUAUUUUGUUAAGAGCUGCCCAAGUAAAUGUACAUAACAAAAUCAGACAAAACUAUUGUGUCAUGUUCACAAUGUAUAUAACGGCUUGUUUUUCAAAUAUGGGCAAAUUGAUCAAAUGGCAAGAAAGAAUGUCAUCGUGCAUAUAAAACAGUGAAUUGUGAAUGCUACAUUUUAGAUUAUAGCUACCUGUGGAAACAGUGAAAUUGUAAGCCACUUUCAGAUUAAAUGAACCCCCAUUCUUAGCAACAGGUGGCAGUAGCAGAUCUAGAUUCACUAAAGGACAGAAGGGGCCAUAGGUCGAUCUUUGUAUUCCACUGUGUGUUACAUUUUGAUGAACCAAUAUGUG
This is a messenger RNA of Acanthaster planci (crown-of-thorns starfish), 2301 nucleotides long. RefSeq lists its product as uncharacterized. The record is from RefSeq and is a predicted model, not a curated record. Gene Ontology annotation, molecular function: DNA-binding transcription factor activity, RNA polymerase II-specific; RNA polymerase II transcription regulatory region sequence-specific DNA binding. NCBI's taxonomy places the organism in Eukaryota, Metazoa, Echinodermata, Asteroidea, Valvatida, Acanthasteridae. Gene Ontology annotation, cellular component: nucleus. Gene Ontology annotation, biological process: embryo development; regulation of transcription by RNA polymerase II.